UGAGAUGAUGACAGGAGUCUGUCAUGUGUGCAGAAAACUUCCUGCGCCGCAGCUCCUCCUCAGCCUGCCUGUUAUUGUUUACUGUCGCACUCAUGAAAAGUAGGUCAUGGAAAACAGAAGCCCGGCGCGCUGUCUUGUCUGAACUAGCUUGUAAUACGAGACACUCAAGGGACGACGUCUUUGCGGGUUUAGCGGUUUUUAUGUAGAAACUGAAUGUGACCAACAAUCAGCAGCUGGACUGAUGCCGUUCUUCCAACAUCUGGACUAAACCUCAGCAGACUGGCAGGUUCUUCCUACAGUGAGACUUUGCUGCCAUGUCCAGGAGAAGCAGGAACAGUCGUGCAUGGAGAUAUGUGUGGGGAGGCAUACGGAGGGAUGCUGAUGCCCGGGCCCUUGUGUUGGCUUCUGAGAGUGAAGAAUGGAACUAUGAUCGCCUUGAGUACGCAAGUGAUUCAGACUCUGAGGGAGACUUUUCAGCAGUGAUGGUCCCACCGGUCCCCAGCGCAGUACCCGUCACCGGAGAGUCCUACUGUGGUUGUGAUUCCCAGGCAGAGACCAGCUACAACCCUCGUCUGCGAGGCUUUCUCCAGGUUAAAGACUGCCACUGUGGAGAGGACGACCAAGAUUUUGAUUGGGUUUGGGAUGCCAACAGCCGAUCAACGGCAACUUUACUGAGCUGCGAAAAUCGCAAAGUGAACUUCCACUCUGAAUACAGCUGUGGUACAGCUGCAAUCCGCGGCUCCAAGGAGCUUGCAGAUGGGCAGCACUUCUGGGAAAUUAAGAUGACGUCCCCAGUGUAUGGAACAGACAUGAUGGUUGGUAUCGGUACAUCUGAUGUCAAUCUGGACAAAUACAGACAUACCUUCUGCAGCCUGUUGGGGAAAGAUGCAGACAGCUGGGGGCUUUCUUACACUGGCUUGUUGCAUCAUAAAGGAGACAAAAUGAACUUCUCCUCACGUUUUGGUCAAGGUUCCAUCAUUGGAGUUCAUCUGGACACGUGGCACGGCACACUUACAUUCUUCAAAAAUCGAAAGUGCAUAGGAGUUGCUGCUACAGAGCUGCAGAAUAAGAGGCUUUAUCCAAUGGCGUGCUCCACAGCAGCGAAGAGCAGCAUGAAGGUCAUCAGAUCCUGCUCUGCACCCACCUCCCUGCUGUACCUGUGCUGUGCUCGUCUUCGCCAGCUGGUGCCAGACUGUAUAGACAUCCUAGAUGUGUUGCCCCUACCACCUGGCCUGCGUCAUUUGCUCCACAACAAACUGGGUUGGGUGCUCAGUCUUAACUGCGGCACAAUGGAAGAAACCCCAGAUGGGGCUGAGCAGUCCUCACGUUUGCCUGUCCCCGCCUUGGCAGGACCGUCCUCCUCUGAGAGCGACUCAGAGGGUUGUUCGUCCGAUCCGGAGGCCUGUCAGAGGAAGAGAUGCCGCUGGACAUGACUGGGCGACUCGCAUCCUACCUCCCCUUAAACACUGGCAGACAUUAGUCUCCUUUGGCAUCUGAUGUAGUGUUACUGAACUGCCUCAAGCUUUCUUUAUUAGUGUCGUCUGGAGAAAGUAACGAGGGCGGUCGAGCGGAGGGAACUAAACGUCGGUGGAAAACUGUGAUCUUCUCUUAUGCCAUUCUUCAUGCUCAUCACAUGUCGAGUAUCAAAGCCAGCUUCAGUAAAAGGUGAAAAUAUACCAUGUUAUUUUGUUAUGGGUGGACGUGGUGGUCAUCAAAAUGGGGAGGGUUAAAAAAACAGAUACUGUAUAGAAAUUUUCUGUAUUUUCAUCCCGUAUCCUGCAUUUAAUGUCUGUUUUUCUCACUUUAAAUGUUGUCAGUGAGUUAUCAGAGGACUUUGUUACUUGUUUCAAUGGCAUCUGCAAGUUUCUCCUAUGUUGCUCAGAAUCAGCUGAUAUUCUAUAUUUUGUAACUACUGUUCGCUCCUUAAAUGCUAAAAGUUAACAGUAAAUGAACCUGAGUGCACUUUGCAGCUUUUAGCCUUAAAAAAAAAAGCGAUAACGUUUGAGCAAGGCAUGCACCUCUCACGACACAUCAGAUAAUCGUCAUUUCUUGAAAAAUAUAUGUUAUAUGUUACAUUCACGGAGACAUCAUCCAUCUAGCUUCCAGCUUUUUUUUCCUUCUAAAAAGCUGUGUGCAUUAUUUAGUGUAGCCUUUUAAUGCUGAUAUUUUAACAUUUUCAUUGCUGUUACUUUUUAUGUUUUAAAAGUCAAAGUUUCUUUCUUUCUAGAUCUAUCAUCAAGCUAUUAUUUUGGUAUGUCUGUUUAUUCAGCUCUAUUUUUUAAAAAAAAA
Messenger RNA from Neolamprologus brichardi, 2289 nucleotides. It is a transcript of the gene spsb3a, whose product is annotated as splA/ryanodine receptor domain and SOCS box containing 3a. The record is from RefSeq and is a predicted model, not a curated record. NCBI's taxonomy places the organism in Eukaryota, Metazoa, Chordata, Actinopteri, Cichliformes, Cichlidae. Gene Ontology annotation, biological process: proteasome-mediated ubiquitin-dependent protein catabolic process. Gene Ontology annotation, molecular function: protein binding. Gene Ontology annotation, cellular component: SCF ubiquitin ligase complex.